GGUGCGUGGGCCGCGAUAAACCGGGGAGUCCAGCCCUGGAAUUUACUACUGUGGUGGUAAAAUAUCGAUGCGUUCGUGCGUCUCGGACUCUCUGGGAUUAUAUAACCACAAGCGCCAGACUGCGCUUCCGUGCUUUUACUUGUAUAGUCUACGUCGAAUCCGUCCGACUCUCCAGGGCCACAAAUGGGUGACAAGGACGAGAAGAGCCCCGCCGGAGUCAAAUAUUACAGACUGUCAGAGAUCGAGCAGCAGAACUCGUUCAAAUCUACCUGGAUCAUCAUCCACCACAAAGUCUACGAUGUCACCAAGUUUCUGGAGGAGCAUCCUGGAGGAGAGGAGGUGCUGCGGGAGCAGGCUGGAGGAGACGCCACCGAAAGCUUCGAGGACGUGGGACACUCCACUGACGCCAGAGAGAUGGCCAGCGACAUGGUGAUAGGAGAGCUGCACCCGGACGACAGACACAAGAUCGCCAAACCUGUGGAGACUCUGGUGACCACUGUGAGGGACGAGUCCAGCUGGUGGUCAAACUGGCUGAUCCCAAUCCUGGCGGCGGGCAUCGUCACGCUGAUGUACCGCUGCUACAUGACAAACAGCGAGUGACAUCAUCAGGCAGCGAGUGACAUCAUCAGGCAGAGUGACAUUAUCAGGCCUGCAGCUGUGAUGUCAUCAACAGGCAGUACAACUCUUGAUUGACAGCUUCUCCGGCCAAUGCUGGCCCCUCCCCCCCGGGAGGCGGAGACUGGACACUAACUCUACGCUGCUUCUUUAAUACCCAUAAUCCCUUUCACCCAGUUUAACCAACCAAUCACGCGGCAUUAUGUUAAUGAAGUCAUUUAUGUUGCACCUAUCUACAGUGGAUGUAUAAUUAGUUUAUUUUUUUAUAUCUAUGUAACUGAAUGUAAAUGAACUUAAAUACAAGCCUGUGCCACACAAAGUUUGUUGAGCUCACAAUGUCUGAAGUGUAAUUGUUGCUCCUCCGUCAGGCGCCUUCGGAUCAGAAUAACUUCACACGUCCGACUUUACUCGAAGCUCUGAUUCUCUGAUUUAACGGAGGCUGUGGAGGAGAAACCGCUCGUUAGUCACGACUGAAAUCAAACACGAAUUCACUGGUAAAACGGAACAAAUCAAUAAACAGAACAAGUGCCUUUUCAGGGAAAGUGGAGUCUGAGUCAGGGAUCAGAAGCUUCAUGAUGCAAUAAAUGAUCAUAAAUGACUAAAUAUUAUAACAAAUAAAGUUAUAAAUGAUUAUAAUAAAUGAAGUUUUGGUUGUGGA
Molecule: messenger RNA, 1273 nt
Organism: Mugil cephalus (flathead mullet)
Lineage: Eukaryota; Metazoa; Chordata; Actinopteri; Mugiliformes; Mugilidae
Gene: cyb5a
Product: cytochrome b5
Exons: 5
Coding region: 184-600 (138 amino acids)
Cellular component (GO): membrane; intracellular membrane-bounded organelle
Molecular function (GO): heme binding
Source: RefSeq, a predicted model, not a curated record